AUGGAGUUCAACUUUGUAUAUGUUCCACAAAAGGCAAUGAAGGGAAGAGCAUUGGUAGAUUUUCUUGCCGAUCAUACCUCGCCUGAAAUUGAGUCACAAGUAUAUGAUGAGCUUGACUCGACAUCCAUAUUCAUGACUCCAUGGACUUUAAUGUUCGAUGGGUCAAGUACCAAUGAAGGCUCGGGAACUGGAGUCAGGGUGCCGAGUGGAAUGAAGGAGAGGAUAAUGAAGAUUACACGCCGAUCUCUUCCAUCAGCUAAAGCAAGAAAUCAAAUUAUGGAAGAAUUUUUUGCCACUGAUGUUGCCGAGUUGGAUGAUGAUGAUUGGCGAAUCCCUUACAUCCUGUUCUUGCAACAUCCAACUCCGGAAGUCGAUAGAAAAAUAAAAAGAAGUGCAGUCAAUUAUGUUCUUAUGGAUGGAGAUCUUUAUAGGAGAUUGGUUGAUGAUGGAUUAUUAUUUCAGUGUAUUAGCAAGUUUGAAGGUUUAAAGAUUAUGGCAGAAGUGCAUGAAGGAAUAUGUGGAACUCAUCAAGCUGAUUGUCAAAAGCACGUUCCAGUGCAGUGGGUUCCAGCAAUAGAGAUGCAAUUGUUGGUUAAACCGUGGCCUUUUAGAGGUUGGGCCAUGGACUUAAUCGGCAAGAUUAAUCCUCCAUCUUCAAAGGGUCAUCAUUGGGUAAUUUUAGCCACCGUUUAUUUCACUAAAUGGGUAGAAGCCGAGGAAUAUGUCUCAGUAACUCAUAACACGGUGAUACAGUUUUUGGAGCAACAUAUCUUUCACCGAUUUGGUUUAGUAGAAACAAUUGUUGCCGAUAAUAGAUCUGUGUUUCGAGCAAAUGAAGUAUUACAACUCGGCCAUGAUAUGCAAGUGAAAAUGGUGAAUUUAACACCCUAUUAUGCUCAAGGGAAUGGCCAAGUAGAGGCUUCAAAUAAAGUUGUUAUUGAAAUUAUUGAGAAAAUAAUAAAAGAUAAGCCAAGGCGUUGCCAUGAAACCCUUUCAGAAGCUUUGUGGGCUUACAGAAAUUCGAAGCGAAUAAGUACAGGGACAACUCCUUAUAGGUUUACAUUUGACCACGAUGCUGUGUUACCAAUGGAGUUAAAUGUAAAAUCGGUAAGAGUAGCUUUACAACACAAUCUUAUACCUGCCGAUUACAACGAAGCUAUGCUUGCCGAGUUAAAAGAUUUAGAUGAAGUCCAAAAACUUGCUUUAGACCACCUUAUGGUUCAUAAAGCAAAAGUAAUGAGGGCUUACAACAAAAGAGUGAAGUUCAAGUUAUUUGCAGAGAGUGAUAUGGUUUGGCAAACAAUUCUUUCACUUGGGAAGGUGGAUAGAGUUUAUGGCAAGUGGUUACUUACUUGGAAGGGUCCAUAUUUGGUUCAUCAAGUAUUGCAUGGAGGCGCUUACAGGUUAAAAGAUCUAGAUGGUGAAAUCUAUGAGAGACCAAUAAAUGGAAGGUACCUGAAGAAAUAUAAUCCAACUAUUUUUGAACUUAUGGAGGAAAAGAAAACCUCCACUAAGUAA
Molecule: messenger RNA, 1518 nt
Organism: Cornus florida
Lineage: Eukaryota; Viridiplantae; Streptophyta; Magnoliopsida; Cornales; Cornaceae
Exons: 3
Coding region: 1-1518 (505 amino acids)
Biological process (GO): DNA integration
Molecular function (GO): nucleic acid binding
Source: RefSeq, a predicted model, not a curated record